AUGUCCGGCCUCUACCGCGCCCUGCAACGCCACGCGCACGAGUCGCCCGUCAUCUUCUACUCGCUCGUCAUCGGGUUUGCGGGCCCCGCACUCGUGUUCACCGUCCCGCCAAUUCGCAAGUCGAUGGGCUGGAAGCCCGCGGAGCGCAUCCCUGCUACUUACCCUAUCCCCAACCGCCCCCGUCGCCCAACUACCGGCUUCGAGGACCCCUAG
Messenger RNA from Cutaneotrichosporon oleaginosum, 213 nucleotides. RefSeq lists its product as uncharacterized. The record is from RefSeq and is a predicted model, not a curated record. Lineage: Eukaryota; Fungi; Basidiomycota; Tremellomycetes; Trichosporonales; Trichosporonaceae.